AUGGCAGAAGCAGAGAUGAUAACGCAAUCCCCGCGACCGGACAAGGACGAGGUCUGCCGCCAGUCUCCGCCCUUCAUGUCCCGGCUCGUCUACGGCACGAAGCUGUCGUGGCUGCAGUCAUGGUUCUAUCAGCGCGCGAGCUUCCACUUUUGGAAGAUGUACUGGUUUCCCCAGGGACAGCGACCGGACUUGAUUAAGCAGUACGAUUGCCGUCCGAAUCUCCUCAUCCGCAUCUUCUUCCCCUCAGACUACGACCAAACAUCCCCCCAAACCCUGCCGACGCUGUUCACCAUCCACGGUGGUGGCUUUUCGAUCGGCGUCCCGGACGACGACGACGCUUGGAACCGCACAUUCGCAGAUCUCAAUGGUGCCCUCGUUGUCGCACUCAACUACUGGAAAGCCCCCUACGCUCCAUGGCCUACAGGCCUCCACGACCUCGAGGCGCUGUACCUCGCCGCCGUCGACGACGCCUCGCUCCCGAUCGACAAGUCGCGCAUCGCCAUCGGCGGUUUCAGCGCCGGCGGCAACCUGAGCUUGUGCCUAAGCCAGCUGAAAUCCGUAAAGGAGCACCCAACUGCGAGGCCCAAGGCCGUGAUGCCCAUAUAUCCGGCCGUCGACUUCGUCACGCCCUGUGAGGAGAAGAGACACCGCAGGCCUUACAAGAUCGGCCAAUUGUCGGGGAUCAGAGGCCAACAGAGGGAUUUCGUGCUCGAGUUCGCGCCCGUCUUUGACUGGGCAUAUGUUCCCUACGGCAAGAACCUCAAGGACCCCCUGCUCUCGCCUGCCUACGCCGCACGCGAGGACCUGCCGGCGAACAUUUGCAUCGUCGGCGCGGAGCUCGACUACCUCGCGUGGGAGGCGUGGGACAUGGCUUGCAAGCUCGGCGGAAAGAAGGUGACGUCCGAGGUGGUCGGGCGGAAGGAGGUCGCGAAGACGCAGGAGUUGGAGGUCGGGGACGAGAGGUUCGGGUGGGAGGUGACUGACGAGAGGGGCAGCGUCAAGUGGAUGCUUGUGCCGGACGUCAUCCAUGCGUUUGAUAUGCACGAGAUGGGAGCCAUGGUCUCCGAUCCCGAGACCAUCAGGGAUGGGAAUGCCAAGGCUGUCAAGGUAAUCAAGGUGCUUGGGGAGUGGUUGAGAGGGAAUGCCUGGGCGGUUUGA
Molecule: messenger RNA, 1158 nt
Organism: Colletotrichum karsti
Lineage: Eukaryota; Fungi; Ascomycota; Sordariomycetes; Glomerellales; Glomerellaceae
Product: alpha beta hydrolase fold protein
Exons: 2
Coding region: 1-1158 (385 amino acids)
Molecular function (GO): hydrolase activity
Source: RefSeq, a predicted model, not a curated record